AUCUCAGCACGGUUUGAAAGUUCCGCGCGCAAGGCGAAAGGGGCAUUUCGGCUGCGAUCGAGAUGUCGGUGUUAAGGCCGCUGGACAAGCUGCCCGGCCUAAACACGGCCACCAUCUUGCUGGUGGGCUCGGAGGAUACUCUCCUGCAACAGCUGGCGGACUCGAUGCUCAAAGAGGACUGCGCGUCUGAGCUAAGGAUUCACUUGGCAAAGGCCCUCCCUUUACCCUCCAAUGUGAAUCGGCCUCGAAUCGACCUGAUUGUGUUUGUGAUUAACCUUCAUAGCAAAUACAGUCUCCAGCACGUGGAGGAGUCGCUGCACCAUGUGGACGCCAGCUUCUUCCUGGGGAGGGUGUGCUUCCUCGGCACUGGUGCUGGGCAGGAGCACCACUACAGCCUUCACCGGAACACGGUCCUGAAGCUGGCCCACACCUACCGCAGCCCCCUGUUCUUCUGUGACCUGGAGGUGGAAGACUUUCGAGCCACCAUGGCGCAGCGUCUGGUGCGCAUGCUGCUGAUCUGUGCUGGCCACGUACGUGGUGUCUCAGCCCUGAAUCUGCUGUCUCUGCUGAGGACCUCUGAGACCCCUCCACCAGAGGAGCUGUGACGGCCACUGGCCCCUGGCUGUCCCUCCCCGCUUUGGGCUCCGUUAGCUGUCACUGUUGGUGAAGACACAGGCUGGGUUGGGCUCCCCAAGCCCCAGCAGGGCACCGGGCAGGAUGGGGAGGAAGCCCAGCUGCUGGGACUCCAGCCCCUCCAACGCCCACGCUCAUCCUCUGAGGAGGUACAUCUCCACUUAAGAUUUCACUGGAACAAAGGGCCCUUGGCUAAAAAAAGUUUGAAGAUCA
Marmota flaviventris (yellow-bellied marmot) is the source of this 846-nucleotide messenger RNA. It is a transcript of the gene Cenpm, whose product is annotated as centromere protein M. Lineage: Eukaryota; Metazoa; Chordata; Mammalia; Rodentia; Sciuridae. The record is from RefSeq and is a predicted model, not a curated record.